This is a messenger RNA of Cryptomeria japonica (Japanese cedar), 1824 nucleotides long. Its product is annotated as G-type lectin S-receptor-like serine/threonine-protein kinase SD2-5. Gene Ontology annotation, biological process: protein phosphorylation. The record is from RefSeq and is a predicted model, not a curated record. Gene Ontology annotation, molecular function: ATP binding; protein kinase activity. The transcript has 4 exons. Bases 1 to 1824 code for a protein of 607 amino acids. Lineage: Eukaryota; Viridiplantae; Streptophyta; Pinopsida; Cupressales; Cupressaceae.
AUGCCCCUUAUAUGGUUGCCAGAGUGCCGUCAGAUUUUGUUUCCGCCGACCGCACUCCGCCCUAUGGCUGAAGCUCCUCUGCCGGAUGCUCUCAGGCCCCGCGGUCCCAGGUUCCUCGUCGCUCCUCUGGUGGGGGAGACAAUGCAUGGAGGCGUCGCUCGACUUCUCCUCCGCGUUGUGGCUCUGAGUCGGGGUGGCCUUCUGCUGCUUCUAUUACUUUGGCUCUUGCUGUCGGUGAUGGUUCUGGGUGGCGUGCUGCCACCACCUCUAAAUUUCCUCGCCUGGCUCUGGCUAUUUCGCCUCCCACGCGGGAAGAAGGAGAAGAAUAAAAAGACCAAGAAGAUGGAUGUUUACGAAGAUGCACUCGUCAGGCCGAUUCUUCUGAGCGGCAAUAUCUCAUAUAAUGAUAUGAAUGCCCAGUUUGGAUGUGGAUUCUUCUGCUAUGGCAGUCCUUGUCAUGCAGGAUACCUAUUUGCAACUUUCUUUGUUGUCUACGCCACUGAUGGUACGCUGUUUGAUAUGCAAAUGAUGUGGAGCUCAAACAGAGACCAGAUGGUGCAAGAAAAUGCAACCCUAACACUCACCUCCACAGGGGAACUUGUACGUAUUAAGAAACUUAGAAGGCACUCUCGUGUGGUCUACAAAUACAUCCAGUCAAGCUUUUCAGAGGAUGGAAGUUCUUCCCCUGAUUAUCUGCCAUCCUUCAUGAAAUCAAUGGCUGAGUGUGAUUAUCCAAGACCAUGCGGAGACUAUGGUGUUUGCAAAGACGGUCAGUGCAGCUGCCCAAGUGAUGACAAUGCUUUUAAACCGAUUGAUAUCACAGAACCCAAUUUCGGAUGUUUUCCACGUGUUCAUGUGGUGUGCUCAGAGAAAAGUAGGGACAAAGAUCAUCAAUUUUUGGAACUGCAGCACGUUUCGUAUUUUACUUAUGUUUAUGAAAAUUCUUCCACGCCAGGGUUGCUGUCAAGAGAUGCAUGCAAAAAACUUUGCCUUGAAGAUUGCUCUUGCAAUGCUGCUUUUUUCAGAUACGGGGCCAAUUUUCUAGUGGUCAUGAUUCAUUGCUAUCUAGAGUCCAAUAUCUCUUCUAUGAAAACUAACAAUCCAGUAGAUCAGUUUUACAAUUCCACUGCUUAUAUUAAAAUCCAGUCGAGGUCCAAGCGCAAUAAAUCCUUAGUUGUUAUCAUAACUUGUGCUUCUGGUGGUGGAGCACUAGCUCUGUUUAUCUUCUUGAGGUCAUCGAUAAAUAAGUCUCAAAAUAAUAGAAAACAGAAAGAAAAGGAUGAAGAUGAAGAAUUGCGAGAUGCUACAAAUGGCUUUAGCAUUAAGCUGGGUAGCGGAGGAUUUGGUUCAGUUUAUGAGGGUGUUCUGUCUGACGGCUCAAAGAUAGCAGUGAAGCGCCUUGACAAAGCAGGACACGGACAAAAGGGGUUCCGGGUAGAAGUGGAAACGCUAGGGAAAAUUGAUCAUAUUAAUUUGGUAAGGCUGAAGGGCUUCUAUGCACAGAAAUCCCAUCGAAUGCUUGUAUACGAGCAUUUACAUAAUGGAUCUCUGGAUAAAUGGAUAUUUUCAAACAAGAAACAUCGACGUUUGCUGGACUGGAAGAGUAUAGCCAAAGUAGUUCUUAAUAUUGCAAGAGGAUUAACAUAUUUGCAUGAAGAAUGUCAAGAACUUAUAAUACAUUCCGACAUCAACCCUCAGAACAUUCUCCUGGACCAGAAUUUCAAUGCGAAAUUGUCAGAUUUCGGCUUGGCAAAGUUGAUUAACAGAGAGCAAAGUGAAGUGAUAACCAUGAUGAGAGGGACACCAGGGCACCUGAGUUGUUGA